Molecule: messenger RNA, 649 nt
Organism: Camelina sativa (false flax)
Lineage: Eukaryota; Viridiplantae; Streptophyta; Magnoliopsida; Brassicales; Brassicaceae
Source: RefSeq, a predicted model, not a curated record
UGAUCAGAUCCCAAUAACUAUUCAAACACACUAACUCAUCAUAUUUUUAUACUAUAAAGUACCAAGCUUCAGAAGUCUCUCGUCUCUCUCCAUCUCUCUUUCUCUCUAACUCACAUCAAGAGACUUUCUCAUUACAAGAACAGAACAUAACAAGCACAACAAGUUCAAAGGUUUCAAGACUCCUAAAGAUUUACAAAGAAGAAGACUCACAAUGAAGAGAUGUUGUUUAGUGGCUCUGGUUCUACUACUUGUAGCUAUCUUUAGCAGCAAGUAUCGUGUAGAGGGCCGUUCUCUGUUAACGAUGACACCUUCUGGUCAAGCUGUGAGAGAUUUUCAGAUAAGAAAGGAGAUGAAGAAAGGGCCACUUAGGGGAGAAAAAGAGAGCUUCAGAAAAAUCCCAAGGAGCGGCUCAAACCCUAUACAGAACAAGUGUAAUCCACCAGUAGAUGUUCAAGGAAGUAGGAAACAGCAGGUCACAGCAUCAAGAAAACCUUAGGACGUUUCAGUUGUUUUUCUUUCUUUCUUUUUUGAUCUUAGAUCCUCUUUACUUUUCUUUUUUUUUUUGCCUAUGUUGUUAGAAUAGGAGGUACCUAGUCUUGUGUUUCUUAAUGCUGUAAUCUACUUGAAAUAUAUAAAACUCUUUUAUCUU